CUGGGGGUGUGACACAGUAGCGAUCGUCUCUAUGCCGCCCCACUAAAUCUGCUUACUGACAUAAAAUUCUCUUAUGUGUUAGCAUUUAACGAAAGGCCAUUAAUAAGUCUAAUUUAAGUCCUCAGGUAGUUGAAGGAAAAAACUUUUGUCUGAAGUAAUUUUGAUAGCAUGGCUUACGGCUGUCCCCAUUUAUACAACUGGAUAUUUUGAUGGGAAUAUUAAGGUUAUGGAUCUUAGGAGAACAGAAACAAGUCCACUCUUGGGGCUUGGAUACUAUACAGCUUCCUGCCCUAAUUAAUACAGUACCUGACUCAGCCAUUGUUUAAACAAGUUAUAGGCAAUAUAUGCCGCACAAAUGCUACGGUCAAAUGCUUCAUUCUCUGGGGCAAAGACUGAUCUAUUAUUCUCCAAACUGCAGUUAUUGCUGGCUGCCAGCAGGGGGCACCAUCUUUUUUUCUAAUGCACUUUAACUCACCAUGCUUCUGUGGUUCUGUCUCCUUGGCAGCUCCAGCGUCUGAAGCGCUCGCUGUCCUUCAAGUCCAUCAUGCGCAGCAAGAGCGUCGAGAACUUCUUCCAGCGGUCCAACAGCGAUGCUCGGAUGCCGCCCGAUUUCUUCACCGAUCCCCCGCCCCCGUCCCCGCCACUUCUGUCGGGAUCCCCACUGGCCAGCGAUGGCUCGCCGUCCAUGUCCCCAUCCCUCAGCCCCAACCCUUCCCUGUCCUCUCAAUCCCCGUCUUUAAGCCACUCCCCCUCCGGGUCCUCCAGGCCCCCAGACCCGGCCCGACCGCCGCUGGUGCACUGCUUCCUGGAGCACGUGUUCCGACGGCCCACUUACUGCCAGCUCUGCAACAACAUGAUCGUGGGUAACUCGAAGCAGGGCCUCCGCUGUAAAGCUUGCAAAGUGGGCGCUCACCUGUGGUGCUCCUCUGAGCUCUCCCAGCAGCCCUGCAGCGGCAAGACCGGGGCCUUCAAACGGAACUUCAGCUCACCGUUGCUCAACAAUGACCAGCUACGCACCCUGAAGGAGGCCCCCUCUGCUCAGGAACAGGGGAAGGGCCGCGUAGACCCCGUGUACGAGACCCUGCGCUACGGGACCUCGCUGGCCCAGAUGAGCCGCUCCAGCUUCGGCAGCAUGUCCGAGUCGCCCACCUGCAGUAUUGACGAGGGGGGGGAGGAACGGGAGGAACGGGAGGAAGGUCAGCCCCCCCCGGAGGAGGGGAGUUCUCUAGAGAUGCCGGGUAAGACCCCACCUCUGGAAUCAGAAUCCUCCCCCCAGGAGAACGGGAAGGCAGAUCCGGAGGAUGGAGGUGGUCCAAAGGCUCCCAAGAUUCACUCCAUCCAUACUUACGUAGCGCUCUACAAGUUUCUGCCGCAGGAAAAGAAUGACUUGGAGCUCCACCCUGGCGAUCGAGUUCUGGUCAUGGACGACUCUAACGAAGAGUGGUGGAAGGGCAAGAGUGGAGACAGGGUGGGCUUCUUCCCAGCCAACUUUGUGCAGAGGGUCCGGCCGGGAGAGCGAGUGUUUAGGGUCACCCAGGGCAUCCAUGGAAACCGAGAAAUGGGCCAAAUGACCGUAAAGGAGUCUCAGGUAAGAGGAGACGCUGGCGGCAGUCAGCCAAUCAGAGGAGGCCUCUUCCGGGAACGCCUCAACCUCUCCGGCUCCCCACACCGCAUUGGACGAAAGCAUCCGCCAAAUGAAUGUAAAUGCAAAAUAGCACUUGCUUCAGUGGCGUGUGACUUCCUCUAAUCCCACCCUGUGUUCUUCCCCUUAAUGUUACACCCUUUAACAUUCCGAUCCUCUCACUGCCAUCUUAGACUUUCCUCCAUGACCAUAUUUGUUCAUCUCUGUAUUCCUUACUUACGUUUCUCCUCAUUCCAUCUAUGGCUUCAGAUCUGUGUGGGGAAGAUGGAGGACAACGAUGGCUUCCUGAAACUGAGCAGCGGGAAAAAGAGGGGCCUGGUGCCUUGCGAUUCCCUGGAGGAGAUAUGAGACGCGUGGGUCUUUCAUCUCCGGCACAGUCUACUUUAUCCAGCCUGUCCCCCUGUAACGCAAAAGCAAAACACGGGGCUGGGUCAGGACCGCAGGACAAAGGAUAUCGCUUCAAAACUCCUAAUAACCCAACACCCAUCAGGGGAAAACAGGAAAGAGGAGGAGGAGAUCCUCAAGGAAACUGACCAGGAAGUUAAAUUUCAGAAUGAUGUUCCUAUCUAACCCCCUCGGCCUGGCAAAAAUGAACAACAGAAAUCCAUUAACGUUACAAGACUGGCUCCAGGGAGAGACAGCACCAAGGCGGCUCGUGGAGCAUAUUGCCACAUCUUUCUUGUGGAAUCACAACGAGGCUGACCCAGCAGAUUGCAGCUUCCGAGCUAUAACUGAAUCUUCAGUGGUCAUCUGAACCAAUCGGGGAAUCAAAGGGAUCAACCGCUUGGUCCCCACGCCAAGACUCUUACAUUCUGGAGAGCGCUGGUGUGCAGACGUCUUCAUGCCAGAUCCCUUCUGUGGUAGAAUCACUUCUCUCCUGGAUGUCCAUGAGGUUGGGGCUAAAUCAGGGAGAAGGGAAUCACAUGACGGGACGCCUCUCGUGACCGUAUAUGGGGAUCUAGCUGGACAUUAUAUUUCAGAGGUCUUGCUUUGUGUAUAGCUUUCGUUAUUACAGGAUGUUCUGCUGGUCUAAGGUACACAGACACUCCUAGCAGAGUAACAUCUCAGGUCCGCUGUGGGAAGAUCUAUUAAGAGUAACGUUAAGGUGCCAGUGAAGGCUGUUCUUUUUUGUACAUUUAGCCACUUGAGUUUAAACUGGGUCCCUGAGCGGAGACCAUUUCCAGUCUAUUUUGGACCUGUAGCACCAGUUGCUAUUUCUGUUAAUCCGUUUUCUUCCGUUUUCCGCAAGAAGAAGGCCUGGAUCUUCACAGGACACAGUAAUUACAGGUGCACGCUGUUUUACUUACCCAUGUUUAAUUGACUACACACCAUUCUCAGAAACGUCCACACCUUUCAAUAUUACACAAUGCAAUUAAAAGCCUAAAGUCUCAGUUUCUGUUGGGAAAAUAACAUUUUUCUUUUUCAGGAGACUGGUAGCAGUCACGAUGCUAUCACCAGAUACGGACAGCAAAAAGAAACAUGACUAAGUUAUUUGCUGGAAUUUUCCUAUAAUGUUUUGCAGUGAACUGAUUCUGUAUAAACGAUUUCACUCAUAGGUCCCCCCAUAAGUGAAAAUCCUGAUAUUUUCUUGUCGAUGCUGCGCUACAAGAACAACAAACAAAAGCAACUGGGGAAGACGAAUGAAGUCCUUGAUCCCAGUCCAACUGGCAGGCGUGCAAACCGAUAAAUGCCAAAAGUCUGUUAUCUGAUUAGAGGGGAAUAAAAAUUAGAGGAACGAUAUACAGAUCAUGUUGUUUUUGUGCAGGAUAGAGGUACCGAUCAACGUAGGCGAGCAGAAAUGACUUUUGAGCUGUGUAAUGGGUAGACCCAUUUCCAGGGCAUGGACAUUUUGACCUGUGUAUUUUUUUCCUCUCCCUCUGCUUUAGGUGUCAGUGUCUUUGAGGAUGAGGUCAGGUCCCCUGCUUGUUUCAAAGUCAGAGUGGGGCAGGGGCCCUGAUAUUCCACAAGCUACCCUUUCAUUUGUAGCUCCUUGUGCCACCUUCCGAUCUACCCGACCUCAUUUUGUUGAGGUCAGGCUGCAAGUUAAGUCUCAGUCCCUUGUUGCUCCGCAAUGGCACCUCAUUCCGACCUUUUCUAGUUUCAAGCUCCCUGAAACGCUCCAGCUACCCUACAUGAACUAUCUUCUUUCCUGUUACUUCUUUCCAAAAUAAAAUUGUAUACCUUAGACUUUUUACAUUAGUAGUUGGAUUCUAACCGAAGCGAUUGAUAAGCACAUUCUUCAUGGUACACCAACGGCGCCGAUCUGGAUAUUAAAUACGCAGACAUACGCGGACAUACGCAGAAUUUUCCAGUUAACCAGCUGCUGUCUUUUGUGUAAAGUAACAGCUCGAGGGCUUCAGGAUCAGUGAGACGUUGGCCUUCACUGCACUGUACUGGCCUUGAAAACAAUUACUGAUUCUUAUUUAUGGAGGUGUGCAUUUAAGGAAAUACAUUCUAGCCACAGAAGGAAGAUCGCGAUAAUGUAGAUCUUCGAGGUACUUCAUUAGACACCUACCCAUCUACACUCCCAUCAUAAAAAUGUAGAAUAUUUAGAUAAAUUACUAAACUAUUUAGGUACUUGUUCAGCUUCUGCUACAAGCUGUUUCACACUUCUCAAUUAUAUCCUCACCAUUUUUCAAGACAUGACUUUGUCUCCAUGUUUUGCUAAUGUAAAAUAAGAUAUAGUUUUACUUUCACCAUGGUCGGCUAAGGGUUCAUCGGCAGAUAUGUGAAAUACAAGAGAUGACCUUUAGAUCAAGGGGAAAAAAAAAUUGUCCAUUAAUUUUUUGCCUAUAUUAAAAAUGAAAUAACUUGACAAUAAAGGAAUCAUGAGUCUAAAUCUCCCUCAAUCCUGGAAUCACAGAUCAUUAAUCGGCUUAGCAAAUGGCUACAGUCAAGCAGUGGGUGGUCACAGGCUACGUGUUCCCUCCUCGCUGCUGACUGUGAACUUAAUUCAUGUAGACGGUCUGUAAUAUCCACCAUUGUCGGAGGUGUGUUCUACACAAGGAACCAUUUUAUGCAUCACUCCAAUAAAGUUUCAGAAGAUUAA
Molecule: messenger RNA, 4691 nt
Organism: Paramormyrops kingsleyae
Lineage: Eukaryota; Metazoa; Chordata; Actinopteri; Osteoglossiformes; Mormyridae
Source: RefSeq, a predicted model, not a curated record